Molecule: messenger RNA, 1968 nt
Organism: Ceratitis capitata (Mediterranean fruit fly)
Lineage: Eukaryota; Metazoa; Arthropoda; Insecta; Diptera; Tephritidae
Product: splicing factor U2AF 50 kDa subunit-like
Exons: 7
Coding region: 407-1648 (413 amino acids)
Biological process (GO): mRNA processing
Cellular component (GO): commitment complex; nucleus; U2AF complex
Molecular function (GO): pre-mRNA 3'-splice site binding; poly-pyrimidine tract binding
Source: RefSeq, a predicted model, not a curated record
AGCGGUUGACAUUCAGACCGCAAUUAGAAAAUGUAAAUAAAUUUUUAAUUAACUAACUAAAAUUUCUAUAACUUUUUUGGAUGUUAGGACGACACCAUGACUUGAACCAGAGUCUUCCGAAUGGUUGUACGCAAUGCUAAGAAUUCUUUAAAUAAUUAGAGCAAGUGGAAUAAUAGUGAAUACCCUUACUGUUAGUUGUGAAACGAACUUGGCAACAAAAGGCUAUUGGAAGGCACACAAUCAGUUUGUAUUUUUGAUAAUUAACUAAGGACAACGAAAUAGAUGCGUAGCAUCUAAUAAGCUUAAUUUACGUCAAAACCACUUUCAUAAACAGGAGUCUUGAAAACAGAACUUCAGCAAUCAGAAUAAGCCAACUAGACAAUCUUAACACAAUAAACAAAAUAAAAUGGGCUAUCACGACCGUGACCGUGGACGCCGCGAUCGACAUCGGUCGCGUAGUCACUCACGCUCCCGUCAUGGCGAACGAUCGCGACAUCGUAUUUACAGACGCAAACCAUCCCUAUAUUGGGAUGUGCCACCACCUGGCUACGAGCAUAUGACACCAAUGCAAUACAAAGCAAUGCAGGCAACUGGCCAAAUACCAGCAACCAUCAUACCUGAUACACCCCAAGCCGCGGUACCGGUAGUGGGAUCAACUAUCACACGACAAGCGCGUCGUUUGUAUGUGGGCAAUAUUCCUUUUGGCAUAACAGAGGAAGAAAUGAUGGAAUUUUUCAAUCAGAAAAUGCAUUUAAUAGGCUUAGCACAGGCAGACGGCAAUCCCGUUUUGGCAUGCCAAAUCAAUUUAGAUAAAAACUUUGCUUUUCUCGAAUUCCGUUCGAUUGACGAGACAACACAAGCCAUGGCUUUUGAUGGUAUAAAUUUUAAGGGUCAAAGUUUAAAAAUACGGCGUCCGCACGAUUAUCAACCCAUGCCUGGCAUGGCUGAUACGCCCAGUAUUAAACCGGAAGCGCCGCCUGGUAUAAUAUCGUCUGUAGUACCAGAUUCACCACAUAAAAUAUUCAUUGGUGGUCUACCUAAUUACUUAAGUGAUGAUCAGGUUAAAGAAUUGUUGCUGUCAUUUGGGCAAUUGCGAGCUUUUAAUUUAGUCAAGGAUGCCGCAACGGGCUUAAGCAAAGGAUAUGCUUUCUGUGAAUACGUAGAUUUGAGCAUAACCGACCAAGCUAUAGUCGGUCUAAAUGGCAUGCAACUCGGCGAUAAAAAAUUAAUUGUACAACGUGCAAGUGUCGGCGCUAAAAAUGCCCAAACGAAUGCAGCAGCCAUAGCACCUGUAGCCAUUCAAGUGCCUGGUCUAGCAAGACUUGUUGCCGGUUCGGGUCCCCCAACAGAGGUUUUGUGUUUGCUAAAUAUGGUUACACCUGAUGAGCUACGUGAUGAUGAAGAAUAUGAAGAUAUUUUGGAGGAUAUUAAAGAUGAAUGUAAUAAGUAUGGUAUUGUGCGCAGUGUUGAGAUUCCACGACCCAUCGAAGGGGUUGACGUCCCAGGGUGCGGUAAAGUAUUUGUAGAAUUUAACUCAGUAAUAGAUUGUCAGAAGGCGCAACAAGCUUUGACUGGACGUAAAUUUAGUGAUCGCGUUGUUGUUACAUCAUACUUUGAUCCUGAUAAAUAUCAUCGGCGUGAAUUUUAAACAUAAUAAUGCUUGUACUAGUUUUCUAUUUGUAUAGAGUGCAUCCAUUUCCCUUUAGCAACUUUUAAAUAAAUUGUAUUUUAAUUAAAAAACUGUGUCAGAGCGUAUUUCGUUUUUCUUUUGGGUAGCGCUUUUGGAAACCAUGGAAAACUUAUUUUGAAAGGACUCGAUAUUCCACUCUUUUUCCGAGAUUCUCAAAAUUUUAACGAUUUCAAAUGACAAGUCAAACACAAAAUAAAUUUAAACUAAAAAUAAAUUGUCAAUCAAUGGAAAAACUUGAAUUCGCCACCUUGGUAGGUUCGCUUUGUUAAAUUGGCCUU